AUGUGGUGCGCUCCCACAGCGAGGUUUAUCUCGUUUACGGUGAGGAAAAUGCAUCUCAGGGCGCUGGACGCUUUGCGGAUGUGCAGCGGGGUCCGGAAGGACCGACAGGUGCCCUUCCGCAUCAAGAAGUCAAAAAAAGACUCGUGUGACAUCAGGAGGCACUGCGGCUUCUUUUGGCGUUGCGCAGUAAAUUCUUUGGACGGCGCGUUUGGCUGUAAGAAUGGUGCUUUGACCUUUGCGCACGAGAACAUCCUUGCCGAGGAGACUGUCCCUGCUGCUGUAAACCCGCAUGCGGAUCGUCUGCUCGUCCGGCCACUGGAGGGUCUGUUGUUUUUGUCCUCAUUUGCCACGGGCAGCGUUUGCAGUUUUUCUACGGUAACUUCUGGGCAUCGUUCCGCUGGUGUUUUCAAUGCUUUCAUGGUGCUGUACGUGGCUGCGGCGUUUGGCGGUGUGUGGGUACUGUCGUACGCCACGCUGGAGGAUGGCCGUCCAGUCGCUGGCGCCAUGCACUUUUUCUGUCAGUUUUAUUUCACGGAUGCAUCGCCACCCGCCUCGCCGCGCACCUGUUGGCCCAUGCUCUCGGGUUCACCUGCCGGACAUGGCAGCCGCAACAUGGGUAA
Trypanosoma cruzi is the source of this 620-nucleotide messenger RNA. RefSeq names its product surface protease GP63, putative. NCBI's taxonomy places the organism in Eukaryota, Euglenozoa, Kinetoplastea, Trypanosomatida, Trypanosomatidae. The record is from RefSeq and is a predicted model, not a curated record. The annotation marks the transcript as partial. The transcript has a single exon. Gene Ontology annotation, biological process: cell adhesion; proteolysis. Gene Ontology annotation, molecular function: metalloendopeptidase activity. Gene Ontology annotation, cellular component: membrane.